AUGUCGGCGUCUGGAUCCACCCAGGCCGUGCCGCUACACCUCACGUCACUGGCCAUUCUCGCGCCAAACAAUUCCCCGCUAUACGUUCACUCGUUCACGGGGAAGGAUGACGAGUUGCGCGCAUACCACCUCGCGCAUGGGGCCGUCGACGUGAUCGAGGAGCGGAUCGUCAUGACCUCGUCACCAAACCGGCCGGCCGACUCUUAUCUUGGCCUCCUGUUCUGCAUGGAGGACAUGGCUUUCUACGGCUUCCAAACCCCAACCAAACUCCGCAUGGUCCUCAGCGUAGGCCUAGUCGACGCAGCCAUAAAGGACAGCGACAUCGUUGCCAUCUUCCGCGCCGUACACCAACUCCUCCUGCGGGCCAUGAACAACCCGUUCCUAAGCCUGCCGGCCAGCUUCACCGCCAAGCCCGCUCCACCAGAGGAGGGCACGACACAAGAGAACGGGGUAGAGGCGGCCCGACCUCGCAACGAGCCCGUGCCGAACGACAGCAUGUUCCGGUACGGGCCGGAGGACCUCAAGGCUGACUGGCUGGCUCGGAGUGGCGUGUUCACCCGCGGGAUUGACAAGCUGGGCUCGCUCUUAGCGGGUCCUAAGUCAUAUGCCUAUGUACAUUGGAUUCAACAACGGUCCUGCUUGAGUGUUCGCUGGCUUGGCACCUCUGACGGGAGCUGGAUGCGGCCUACAUUUCUACAACCCGUGCUGGACAACCACUCACCGCGGUCCUGGCCACGGCGGUGCCGAGCCAUCCUCCACCUCGCGCCGCCACGGCCCGCAGCCCAUGCAGGUUGCAUGCAGACCCAGAACGGAGCCCUUCAUUGA
This is a messenger RNA of Cutaneotrichosporon cavernicola, 825 nucleotides long. RefSeq lists its product as uncharacterized. Lineage: Eukaryota; Fungi; Basidiomycota; Tremellomycetes; Trichosporonales; Trichosporonaceae. The transcript is spliced from 5 exons. Gene Ontology annotation, cellular component: TRAPP complex; cytoplasm; nucleus. Gene Ontology annotation, biological process: endoplasmic reticulum to Golgi vesicle-mediated transport. Bases 1 to 825 code for a protein of 274 amino acids. The record is from RefSeq and is a predicted model, not a curated record.